Messenger RNA from Yarrowia lipolytica CLIB122, 1686 nucleotides. RefSeq lists its product as uncharacterized. The record is from RefSeq and is a predicted model, not a curated record. NCBI's taxonomy places the organism in Eukaryota, Fungi, Ascomycota, Dipodascomycetes, Dipodascales.
AUGUCGUUGCCACAAAACAUCCCCGCGGCCCCGGGGAACGAGAACACACCUCCCAGAAAGCGACCCUCGGGCACUCGCAAAUCGUCAGGCACCCACUCGCCGCAGACUUACUCUCCCAACUACUCGCCUCAGGGGUACACCUUGUGCUCCAAUGGCUGGAACAGCACAUCGCUACCUUCCACGUCAUAUCAGGCCUUGGCCGAGCAGCUGGAGAUUGAGCGAACAGAAAGCGACAGGAUCCAGCGCCAGGUGGUCGAGCUUCGAGCCAAAUGCGAAAAGUUACAGGACGCCCAGGUCCACAACGAGGCAACCAUCACAGCUCGAGACUUGCGGGUAGAGGAAUUGGAACAGCAGUACAAGCGAGCUUGUGAACAUCGACGCAAUGCCGAGGAGAGUCUGCUGGGUGAACAGCAACUAUUUAUUACAGAGAAGCACCAGCUGUUCAUCAAGCAGAGCGAACUCGAGGAGACCAUCUCACAUCUCAACAAGAAACUCAAGGCCAAGGAUGUGGAGCUCGGCGAGUACCAGGAGCGAGAGUCUGCCAAUGCAAGCAACUCUCAGGCCAGUAUGGCAGAAGCUGCCAAGAAGGAAGCAGAAGCUGCGGCCCAGGCGGCCCAUGCUCGGGAGACGGCUCUUCAGAAGACCGUUGAGCGGCUCAAGCAGUCCAUCACAGUGCUUGAGACUUCUUCCGAGCAGAUAGGACUGGACUUUGCUUCCAAGGCCACUGCUUUCGACGAGGAGAUGCGAUCUCUCAAGGAGAUCAACAACGGACUGGUCGAGGAAAACGAAAAGCUGCAGAUGCUUGUGGCCGAGAAGAUGAUCAACGGCGGUCUAAGUCUUAGCAACGAGCUGGAAAUGGCUCUAGCGGAGGAGGAUGAGAGCGAGGAGGAUGAGGAGGAGAACGAGUGUGUUGUUGACCAGAGCAAUAAUCAGGCUAAUGAGAAGAUCGGUGAUGACGAAGACGAGCCUGCUUACACAGAGUCGACUGUCUCUGUGACCGAGUACGAGAAGAUUCGCAAGGAGCUAGCCAAGAUGCGACUCGAGUACCGAUCUCUGUAUGCCACCAACGAAGGUCUCGUUUCGUACGUCGAGAGAAUGCUUAACCGGCUACUGGAGUACGAGGAUUUCCGGGAUGGUGUGCAGAAGAGCACAAAAAUCGAUGCUGCCAAGGUCGGAGCGUUUUCUCGACGAGUUUCCAGCCGUGGUGGACCCGGGUCGGCCCUUGAAGACUACUCUCUGCGUGUAGCCAAGCGAGGCGAGCGACGAGGCGGUGGGUCUGGAGCCAACGACAACGCCAGUAUUCAUUCGCGUGAUAGCACGUCUUCCUACAACCCACUGAGCACGAAUUUGUGGUCUUCUGCAUUGUUCAAGGGCGGCCGGAAGGUUUCCAGCGGAGGAGCCCCUGCCCGGAACGUUUCUCUCGGUAUUGAUGGCGUUGAGACCAAUUCCGCAGCAAACUCUGCGGCCCCCUCCACUUCUACAGCCGAAGAUUGCAUGUCGCUGAAGUCGGAUGUGUCUGUUUCUACCAGCGCCAAUGGUGAAGAUGGAGAUGUCUGUAGCCCGACAGCGUCCCGAAAGAGCUCUUCUCAAUCUCAGAAGGGAGGGCUCAAGCCGCUAAAUCUGAGAAAGAACAGUGGAGGGACAGAGCACAAGAAGACUGCUGCUGCGGGGCUUUUUGGGUGGUAG